This is a messenger RNA of Fundulus heteroclitus (mummichog), 2451 nucleotides long. RefSeq names its product protein arginine methyltransferase 5 (gene prmt5). NCBI's taxonomy places the organism in Eukaryota, Metazoa, Chordata, Actinopteri, Cyprinodontiformes, Fundulidae. The transcript has 17 exons. Gene Ontology annotation, cellular component: nucleus; cytosol. Bases 50 to 2008 code for a protein of 652 amino acids. The record is from RefSeq and is a predicted model, not a curated record. Gene Ontology annotation, biological process: peptidyl-arginine N-methylation; regulation of DNA-templated transcription.
UCUAAGUGCCUGCUUACACAGUACCUGCCCACGUCCUGUCGAAUCCAAAAUGGCGUCAGUUUCCUCGAAAGCCGCGCGAUCUUUCCCCCAGGUUGAGUCAGGGACAGAAGCCAUGGCGUCCGCCAGUACAGGGAGCAGAGUGUCCUGCGGGAGAGAUCUGAAUUGUGUGCCAGAGAUAGCUGACACUUUAGCCGCGGUCGCCAAACUCGGGUUUGACUUCCUGUGCAUGCCCCUCUUCCACCCGAGGUUCAGGAGAGAGUCUGAGUUGGAUCCCGCUAAAUCCAGAGCCGGAGCCCAGACCCGUUCAGAUCUGCUGCUAUGUGGAAGAGACUGGAAUACUCUCAUCGUUGGGAAGCUUUCCCAGUGGAUCGACGCAGAUUCAGAAAUCGAGACGGAGCGCAGAAACUCAGAAGCUGCUCUUGCCCAGGAGCUGAACUUCUCGGCCUACCUGGGCCUGCCCGUCUUCAUGCUUCCUAUGAAGGGGCCCAACAACGCUAACCUGGCCCGAAUGCUGCUGAACCACAUCCACACUGGACACCACACCUCAAACUUCUGGAUACGUGUCCCCUUGAUGGCACCAGAAGACACGCGGGAAGAUCUGAUCGAGAACGAAGCGACGGCGUGUGCCGACGAGACGAGCGUGGAGGAGAAGACCUGGGGCUGGUGGCACUCGUUCAGAACCCUCUGUGAUUACAACAAGAGGAUCUGUCUCGCCAUCGAAGUGGGACCCGACAUGCCGUCAGACGCCGUGAUCGACAAGUGGCUCGGAGAGCCGAUCAAAGCGGCGAUACUUUCCACGAGCAUCUUCCUGACUAAUAAGAAGGGCUUCCCUGUUUUGUCCAAAGCGCACCAGAAGAUAAUCUUCAGGCUGUUUAAGCUGGAGGCUCAGUUCAUCUUCACGGGCGCCAGUCGGCACACUGAGAAGGACUUCAGGUCCUACCUGCAAUACCUGGAAUACCUCAACCAGAACCGGCCGGCGCCCAACUCCUACGAGCUCUUUGCCAAAGGGUAUGAAGACUACCUGCAGUCCCCGCUCCAGCCGCUCAUGGACAACUUGGAGUCUCAGACGUAUGAAGUGUUCGAGAAGGAUCCCAUUAAAUAUUCUCAGUAUCAACAGGCUGUAUAUAAAUGUCUUUUGGACAGAGUACCAGAGGAGCAGAAAGACACUAAUGUUCAGGUGCUGAUGGUGCUGGGAGCAGGAAGGGGUCCUCUGGUUAAUGCGUCGCUGCGUGCUGCCAGACAGGCGGACCGAAAGCUGAGGGUGUACGCUGUUGAGAAAAAUCCCAAUGCGGUAAUCACAUUAGAGAACUGGCGCUUUGAGGAGUGGGGCGACCAGGUGACUGUGGUGUCGUGUGACAUGCGGGAGUGGGAAGCGCCGGAGAAAGCUGAUAUCAUUGUCAGCGAGCUCCUCGGAUCCUUUGGGGACAACGAGCUCUCCCCAGAGUGCUUAGACGGAGCGCAGCACUUUCUCAAAGAUGACGGCGUCAGCAUCCCCUGUUCCUACACGUCCUUCCUGGCUCCUCUGUCCUCCUCCAAGCUUUACAACGAAGUCCGAGGGUGCCGGGAACGCGACAAGGACCCCGAGUGCCAUUUUGAGACGCCUUACGUCGUGAGACUCCAUAACUUCCACCAGCUGGCUGAGCCUAAAGCCUGCUUCACUUUCACACACCCCACAAAAGACAUGAACAACAACCGGUACCAGUGUCUUCGAUUCUCUGUGGAUUGUAACACGGUGCUCCACGGCUUCGCAGGCUACUUUGAGACCACCCUGUACAAAGAUGUCACCCUUAGUAUAAAACCAGAUACGCAUUCACCUGGGAUGUUCUCCUGGUUUCCCAUUCUGUUCCCCCUCAAACAACCCAUCUCCAUAUCCCGGGACGACGACGUCACCGUGCGGUUCUGGCGCUGCAACAACGGGAAGAAGGUUUGGUACGAGUGGGCGGUGACGGAGCCCUCCUGCUCUGCCAUCCACAAUCCAGCGGGUCGCUCCUACACCAUCGGCCUGUGAGCUCGAAGAAUCGGCACACCUGUCAGACAUCCUCCUGUUUUUUUUUUAGUAAGACUGUUUCUGUCUGGGCUAUUCUGGAAAUACCCACAGUAUACCCUCUCUGACUUGUAAUGUUCCACCCUGAGUCUGUAGAGACAUAACUCAAUAAAUCAACUGUUUGUUUUUUUUUGUUUUUCCCAGACGUCUGGUUGAGGAGAAAUGAGUCGUCUCCCACAAACACAAACCCCUUAGUCUGGCCCCUUCAUGUCGUCUUCCAUACGGUUAUGAACAGUUACUGUGGACACGCAAUCCAACUGGAUCUCUGCCUUACCAAACACAUUCCACAUGAUCAAUAGAACGUUAGCAUAAUGUCAGUACACCCUUUAGUGUCAGAGGAAAGUUGCUCUUUUCAGGUCAAGUGUUUGCUGUUGUUUUGAACGUUUUCAAUAAAACACACCAACGUU